Molecule: messenger RNA, 309 nt
Organism: Globicephala melas (long-finned pilot whale)
Lineage: Eukaryota; Metazoa; Chordata; Mammalia; Artiodactyla; Delphinidae
Source: RefSeq, a predicted model, not a curated record
AUGGGUCACAGCCUGGAGUGCUACAACUGUAUUAACCCAGCUAAUGGCUGCACUACCACUGUCAAUUGUUCACGUAAUCAAGAUGCUUGUCUCAUCGUUAAAGCCGUGCCAAUGAAAACUUACUACCAGUGUUGGAUGUUUGACCAUUGCAAUUUCGAAGCCAUUGCGAAAGCCUUAGAUGAGAAGGAGCUUAAGUACCACUGCUGCCAGAAGAACCUGUGUAACAAAAGUGACGGGACGAGUAUAUCAGGGAAAACAGCUCUGCUGGUCAUCCUGCUGCUGGUGGCGGUCUGGAGCUUUUGUCUCUAA